AUGCUGAAGGAGCUCCAGAUCUUCCUGUUGGCCAUUCUGCUGCUUUCCUGUGGCUUCCUCUACCAGCUCACCCUGAAGUCCAGCUGCCUCUUCUCCUGCCUGCCCACCAACAAGUCCCAGCAGGGGCUGGGAUCCCUCCUGGGCAAGGGACGCAGCAUUGUGUUCCUAGAGACCUCUGAGCGAAUGGAGCCUCCCCCGCUGGUCUCCUGUGCUGUGGAGUCCGCUGCCAAGGUUUACCCUGAGCAGCCGGUGGUGUUCUUAAUGAAGGGUCUCAGAAAUUCCAUGCCGUUGCCUCCAAACUCCACGUACCCAGCCUUUUCCCUCCUCUCAGCAAUAGACAAUGUUUUCCUCUUCCCUUUGGAUAUGAAAAGACUGUUUGAAGACACACCAUUGUUUUCAUGGUACACUCAAAUCAACUCCAGUGCUGAGAGGAACUGGCUCCACGUCAGCUCAGAUGCGUCCCGCCUGGCCAUCAUCUGGAAGUACGGCGGCAUCUACAUGGACACCGAUGUCAUCUCCAUCAGGCCCGUCCCCGAGGAGAACUUUUUGGCAGCACAAGCUUCUCAGUACUCGAGUAACGGCGUGUUUGGAUUCCUCCCCCGCCACACCUUCCUGUGGGAGUGCAUGGAGAACUUUGUUGAACACUACAAUUCACACCUUUGGGGCAACCAGGGACCCGAUUUGAUGACGAGGAUGUUGAGGCUGUGGUGCAAACUUGAAGACUUCCAGGAGGUGAGCGACCUCAAGUGUUCGAACUUGUCCUUUCUACACCCCCAAAGAUUUUACCCCAUCUCCUAUCCAGAGUGGAGGCGCUACUAUGAAGUCUGGGACACAGACCCGAGCUUCAAUGACUCCUACGCCCUGCAUCUGUGGAGCCACAUGAACCAGGAAGGGAGGGGUGUGGUUAGAGGCAGCAACACGCUGGUGGAGAAUCUCUACCGCAAGCACUGUCCUAGGACCUACCGGGUCCUGGUUCAAGGCCCAGAAGGGUUGGUGACUGGGGAGUUGGGCCCAGGGGACAAAUAG
Messenger RNA from Pteronotus mesoamericanus, 1026 nucleotides. It is a transcript of the gene A4GNT, whose product is annotated as alpha-1,4-N-acetylglucosaminyltransferase. Lineage: Eukaryota; Metazoa; Chordata; Mammalia; Chiroptera; Mormoopidae. Gene Ontology annotation, biological process: protein O-linked glycosylation. The coding region runs from base 1 to 1026 and encodes 341 amino acids. Gene Ontology annotation, molecular function: acetylglucosaminyltransferase activity. The record is from RefSeq and is a predicted model, not a curated record. The transcript is spliced from 2 exons.